AUGACACUGGAGGGGAAAGGAAUAUGCUCAGGCAAGCACGCCAUCGCAGAUUACCUCAUUGAACAUCAAGAGUUCCAACUCCUUGAGCUGAACAACAAACACUACCCUCGGAUAACCGAUGACCCAGAAGACGAUCUUCGGUUACAAGCUUCGGAACUCAGCAACAAGAGGAAUUCGGAAUUCACAUUCGACAGCGUCGAAUCCCUCCUAGACUUUGCAACGAAAAGAUGGAGGGAGCGCUGGGUCACAACAGAUAUCUGGGAUACUGCGACCAUAGAGCGUUUUCUUCAACGACCAUUUUUCCUCCUAGUGAGCGUUGAUGCGCCAGUUAGUCUUCGGUGGAAGCGGUUCACAGAUAGGUGCCGAAGGAGACAGCUUGAUCCUCCUCCGCUUGAAAGAUUUGUUAUAUGGAAUGAUCGGCACCUUUACGAUAAAGAAAUUGGACGUGCCUAUCUGACAGAUCGUGCGCAAGUGCGAUUGUUCAACUCAUGCUCUUCUUUGGAGGAACUGCAUGCUGCUCUUGAAGCCCUGAAUCUCGCCGAUGAGCAACGUCUACGUCCAAAUUGGGACCUGUAUUUCAUGCAACUAGCUUCACUCGCUGCGCAGAGAAGCAAUUGCAUGAAGAGAAGAGUGGGCUGUGUGCUCGUUAGGGAGCGCCGUGUAAUUAGCACCGGAUACAACGGGACUCCUCGGCAUCUUACCAACUGCAAUGAAGGUGGAUGCCCGCGAUGCAACCGUGGAGAAGGAGGAGGUGUUGGCCUAUCGACAUGUCUUUGCCUUCAUGCUGAAGAGAACGCUUUGUUGGAAGCAGGCCGAGAGCGUAUACGUGAAGGCUCAAUACUCUAUUGCGAUACAUGCCCUUGCUUGACGUGUACAGUCAAGAUCGCCCAGGUCGGUAUAUCGGAAGUCGUGUAUUCCCAAGGAUACAACAUGGACCAAGAAAGUGCUGCAAUCUUGGAAGCUGCUGGAGUAUGUCUGAGACAGUUUUCCCCGCCUCGAAACGGCCUCAUCUAUCUCCAAAAUUCUCAGAACAUUGCUUCGGAUUUGCCCUUGUUCAUCAGUCCUUCCGGUGGGAAUGAUGUCUCAUAA
Aspergillus fischeri NRRL 181 is the source of this 1089-nucleotide messenger RNA. Its product is annotated as deoxycytidine monophosphate deaminase. Lineage: Eukaryota; Fungi; Ascomycota; Eurotiomycetes; Eurotiales; Aspergillaceae. The coding region runs from base 1 to 1089 and encodes 362 amino acids. The record is from RefSeq and is a predicted model, not a curated record. Gene Ontology annotation, molecular function: zinc ion binding; hydrolase activity. The transcript is spliced from 6 exons.